AUAGCGCGCGGUUUCAUACGCGUCUUUAAAGACUGACCUUACCUCCACCGUUCAUUUCUCAACCCCAAGUCAAGUGUUCUUUCUCUCUUCCCUUUUCCAAUAUCAAUCAAUACGAAUCUCGACUUUUUUAAGGUUUUCUUCGAUUUCGCGCGGUACAAUCAAACAAUCUGAAUCUUAGGUUCGAUUAGUCCUGUCCGUGUCCGUAUUUUUUACCGGUAAAAGCGUUUCGAUCUGAGAAAGAGACAAAUAUAACGAUGUCGCGAUAUAUCACGCCUGUGUAUGGGAGGAGGAACGGUCAGAACUUGGUCGAAUCGACUAAGAUCGGAAGCCACCAUAUAGUCGCCUCUAAGAAGGUGCACAGGAAAGAGAAGGAUAAAAAGAAGAUAAAGAAUGAGAAAUCCAUUAAACAGCUAUAUCUACCAACCAAGAAAGUGUCCGAUGAAGGUGAACAGCUUGAGAAGAGUUGUUUGACUGAAGAACAUCACAAUGUUGGGUAUUUGUCUGAUGAUGGUAGCCAGAAUAGUAAGAAGAGAAGAAGGGAAGCUUCUCCUUCUGUUGAAAGUAAUAUCAAAGAUACGCCUGUAGCUGGUAGGCCUUUACGAAUACGUUUUGUCUUCAAGAAACCUAAGGAAGCUGAGGUGGUGGUUCUCCCUCCUCAAGUGCCUCUAGAGGAUCUUGUUUGCUCCACCUCAGCGACUGAUAGACCCAUUGGACUAUCAAGUUCUGUCUCAGGUUACGAUGAGAAUUUGCUCUCGACUUCUCCUGAGAGUGGCGAGACUGCAAUUCUUUCUGAAUCAAAGAAGAAAAACAAACACAGGACAAGCAAAGAAUCCCGGUACAGUUCAUUGUUUGAUGAACCUGUUCUUCCUUCCAUUUCUUCCAUGGAGGUAGACGAUGGCUGGCUUGUUGGGGCAAAGCGGCAAGAGGAUGUUUCUACCAAGUCUUCUAUGAAUGAAGACGUGGUCAUGAACAUGCAGAAGUCGAGAGAGUCUUCUUGUUUUCCUAGAUCUCAGUUUUUGUCUGAAGUGGGAGUUUUUUCAUUGCCAUACACAGUUCUGUUUUAGGUCCUCGCAUGAUUGUUUUGUUCUUUUUCAAAGCUUAUCGUAGUCCUUAGCUUGUACAGUGCCCACUGGUUGUUGUAACUAUCAAAAAGAUCAAUAAUACUUGUACGAUCUUCCUA
Messenger RNA from Raphanus sativus (radish), 1180 nucleotides. RefSeq lists its product as uncharacterized. The record is from RefSeq and is a predicted model, not a curated record. Lineage: Eukaryota; Viridiplantae; Streptophyta; Magnoliopsida; Brassicales; Brassicaceae. The coding region runs from base 255 to 1064 and encodes 269 amino acids. The transcript has 3 exons.